AAGCAACUGUCCUCGUUGUGUAUCGUUAAUGGCCAAAUGCGAACUGUUACAGAUAUUAAUAGUGUAGCAACAGCGGCCACACUAGUCCAAAAAUCAUUGCAAACUACGCCUCUAGCCUAAUAGUGUAGGUUCAGCGACUACACUGUAGCCCAAAAAAUAAUUGCAAGCUACGCCUCUAUCUAGCUCUGCAUCUUGAUUGCAUAAAAGGAUGCAAAAAUGGGACUUGUGUCUUCUGACUAGGCUAUUGCAUAUCCGUUGUAAACGGUGAAAUUCCUCCUUGUGUUGAACAUGUGCCUUUGCUCUCUCUGUCCCUCAACCUAUAUGAAUCCUGGAAAGGUUACAUGAGAGACCGUAAAAAGCAGGGUUAUAUAGGUACUUGACUAUCAUCACUAUCUCACUAGACACACGUAACAACCAAAGGCAGUGGUAACAUGACAGUUGCAGUUUGAGUAACCCAGCUGACAACAGAAAAAGCAAUGUAAUGUCCAAAUCAAAUGUAUUUAUAUAGCCCUUCGUACAUCAGCUGAUAUCUCAAAGUGCUGUACAGAAACCCAGCCUAAAACCCCAAACAGCAAGCAAUGCAAGUGUAGAAGCACGGUGUCUUUCCUAGGCACUAAGUCUAGGCAGUAAAUCGGGGAGGCAUUAUAGCCUAGUGGAUCGAAUCCUGGAGCUGACGAGCAAUGUUGCCAACUCCAACAGUAAGGAAAGUAGCUAUUGGUUGUCCUAAAAGUCGCUCGAAGUCGCCAAAUGACGUCAUUGCCUAAUUUGCAUAAUUGGCCAUGUGCAUGUAAUUGUGAUGGACGCUGUAGGAGAGACAAAAAGGCGGGGUCAGCCGCAGCGGCUUCCCGCAUGCGCGAUUCAUUUGCAGUCUGGAUGUGGAGGGGUGAACAUCUCCUGCUCUGACUGCAGCUGGGAGGGACUGGUGCGAGAGGACUGGGCCGCCUGUGAUUGCUUUGGGACUCCUGGUAGAACCCGCUGCUCGUUGAGAAGAGAGUGUGUGUGUAUCUCUACUGGAUCCCGUCAUGUCGACCCAACCUGCUCCGGAGCAGGGAGGUGUGUUGCUGAACAGUGGCCUGCACAUGAAGAGCAAGAAGGGUCUGGAGGCCGGGAAGGUGGAAGGCCUGCAGGCCCGGGGCCAGUGGGCCAGCAAGGCAGAGUUCCUGCUGGCUGUGGCGGGACAGAUCAUAGGCCUGGGCAACGUGUGGAGAUUCCCCUACCUGUGCUACAAGAACGGAGGAGGUGUGUUCUUUGUGCCCUACCUGUUGUUUCUGGUUCUGUGUGGUGUUCCUCUCUUCCUGAUGGAGACCUCUCUGGGUCAGUAUACCAGCCUGGGAGGGGUCAGUGCCUGGAGGAGCAUCUGCCCACUGUUCGGAGGUCUGGGCUUUGCCAGUCAGGUGAUGAUCCUCCACGGGUGUGUGUAUUACAUUGUGGUCCUGGCCUGGGCUCUCUUCUACCUGGUCCACAGCUUCCAGUCAGAGCUGCCCUGGGCCCACUGCAACAACACCUGGAACACAGGCGGGAGGUCCUGCAGCUGUCCAGUGGACCAGAUGAGCUGGGGCCAGUCAGCUGGAGGCUGGCUCUGUGUCUGCUGCUAGUCUGGGUCGUCUGCUACUUCUGUGUGUGGAAGGGGGUCAAAUCCACUGGCAAGGUGGUCUACCUUACCGCCACGUUCCCCUACUUGAUGCUGGCCAUCCUGCUGGUACGUGGCAUCACCCUGCCUGGAGCUGCCCAGGGGAUCAUCUACUAUCUCAAUCCCAACAUCACCCGCCUGGCAGACCCACAGGUAUGGAUGGAUGCGGGGACUCAGAUCUUCUUCUCUUAUGGCAUCUGUCUGGGGAGCCUUACCGCCCUGGGCAGCUACAACAAAUACAACAACGACUGCUAUAAGGACUGUUUAUCCCUGUGCCUGCUGAACAGUGGCACCAGCUUCCUGGCAGGCUUUGCCAUCUUCUCUGUGCUAGGCUUCAUGGCUCAGGAGCAGGGCGUGGACAUUGCAGAUGUGGCCCAGUCAGGCCCUGGGCUGGCCUUUAUAGCUUACCCUCGGGCUGUAGCCAUGAUGCCUUUCCCUCAGCUCUGGGCUGUGUGCUUCUUCCUCAUGAUCAUCAUGCUGGGGCUGGACACACAGUUUGUAAGCCUGGAGGCCCUGAUGACCUCUGUGACUGACCUCUACCCUACGGUGAUCCGGCGGGGUUAUCGACGAGAGCUGCUGCUGCUGAUGGUGUGUGUCGUCUGCUUCCUGGUUGGCCUGGUCAUGGUCACCCCGGGUGGUCUCUAUGUGUUCCAGAUCUAUGACCACUACUCCUGUAGUGGGGCCAGUCUGCUGCUCCUGUCCAUCUUCCAGUCGGUGGCCGUGGGCUGGGUUUACGGGCCUGACAGGUUCAAUGACAACAUUAAGCACAUGAUUGGCUACAGCCCGCUGCCCUUCUUCAAGCUGUGCUGGCGCUAUCUGACGCCAGCCAUGUGCACGGCGACGUUUGUGUUCUCCUUGGUGUGCUGGUCCCCUCUGUCCCUGGGCAAGGGCAUAGUAGCCCCGGGGUGGGCCACAACUCUGGGAUGGCUCCUCACCCUCUCCUCUGUCUCCCUGCUGCCCCUCUGUGCACUUUACGCCCUUGCCACCACCCCCGGCAGCCUAACACAGCGUUUCCGCCGGCUGUGUCGUCCUGCCCCCGACUCCAAUUUGGCCAUGGACCACCGGACCACCUCUCUCACCUUUGAACCCUGUCUGGCUCUCACCGCCGGAAAUCCAAUGAGCCAAUCGCAGACGUGAUCUAGGGAUGUCCACCCUGGGUUUAGCCAAUGAUAUGGUUUCUGCGCACCAAAUGGGACAGAUCAGAAUCGGGGGUCAUGGGAUGUUUCUGUGGAGAUGGGAAGGCCUCUGCCCCUCUGUUGUGUUCUCACUGGUAAAUGGAGACAGGAUGGUGGUUUAACUGUGAUGGGCCUGGGAUAUGUGGACCGGAUUUAGUGACAUGCCCAUGGGGGAGGGGGAAAUUACCUCAUCAUAAUUUCAGUCAGACUAGUCAAUGGUUUCUGACUGGACUAUUUUGAUCAGACUGAUUGGGUCUGAAAUAGUACCCUAUUCCCUCCCUAUAUAGUACACUAUUACCUUUAACCAGGGCCGCUAGGGCUCUGGUCAAAAGUAGUGCACUAUGUAGGAAAUAUGGUGCCAUUUCAGUCUGUGAUUGGAUUAAGGCAUUAAGUGAAACUGUUUACAGAAAAUGAGAAAUCUCCUCUGGGAUUGGAAGUAGUGAAGAAAAUCAGACCGUAAAAUAUAUCUUUCUCCUUUGUGCUAUUUAUUGUGUUGUAUAAUGAAUUGAGUAAAGUGAAUGCAGUACCAUGUUGAAAACAUAAGUAAUAAUCAGAGAGACAUACUAUACACUGAGUGUACGAAACGUUAGGAACACCUGCUCUUUCCAUGACACAGACUGACCAGGUGAAUCCAGGUGAACGCUAUGCUCCCUUAUUGAUGUCACUUGUUAAGUCAUUGUACCUAAACUGUAUGUGUACACAUGUAUACGCAGGGCCCAGCUGUAAAAGAGACCGUGGUCUCAGUCUGUGUUCCUUGUUGAAAUAAAGGUAUAAUAAUGAUAACAGUAAGUUCACGUCAAUCAGCGUAGAUGAAGGGGAGGAGACGGGUUAAAGAAGGAUUUUUAAGCCUUGAGACAAUUGAGACAUGGAUUGUGUAUUUGUGCCAUUCAGAAGGUGAGUGGGCAAGACAAAAUAUUUAAGUGCCUAUGUACUGGGUAGGGUACUAGUUGGUGCCAGGCACACCGGUUUGAGUCUGUCAAGAACUGCAACGCUGCUGGGUUUUUCACACUCAAUAGUUUCUCGAGUGUAUCAAGAAUGGUCCACCACCCAAAGGACAUCCAGCCGACUUGACACAACUAUGGGAAGCAUUUGAGUCAACAUAGGCCAGCAUCCAUGUGCAAUGCUUUUGACACCUUGUAGAGUUCAUGCCCUGGCGAUCUUGACUGUUCUGAGGGCAAAAGGGGGUGCAACUCAAUAUUCAGGAAUGUGUUUUGUACUCUGUGUAUAGUAGGAACUCCGACAUACGAACAUGUCUGGACUGGAGGUCCUUCAGACUGAAAUGUCCGUAACUUUGAAAUUCACUUUAAAAUUCACUUUAAAAACUCAUCAAACCUUUAUUGAAUAUAUUGAUUAAAUAUAUUUUUAUAUAAAUGAUUUGUUAUAGAAAAUGUAUACAUAUAUAUAUUUAUUGUUUUACAUGUGUUUUCUAAUCAUUUAUCUAGAUACCGUAAUAAUAUCUGAUUUUGUUUUUAAGACCAUGUAAACAACAUUUACACUUGACAGAAGUUCCGUUUCAUAUUGCCCGUUCGGUUGACUGGUCAAUCUGUAACUCUUGAGGCUCGUGUCUUUGAGGUUCUACUUUAUACAAUCUAAUGGCAUGUUGUAAGGUUUUCAAUCAUGUGAAAAUCCCUGUAACUAUUUUCUUGUUCUACAGUAUGUGAAAACUGUGGCUAAUCAUGAUCCAAUGUGUUCAAUUUUACUUCUCAAAGCUGCUGGAAAUGUACACCGUCAUCUCGGUUUACAAAUUGCCAGCCAUGGAUAUGACUCUUUAUAGUCUUUGAUUACUUUCUCAUUGAAAAUAUAAAAGAAGAAACAUGCUGUGUU
Messenger RNA from Oncorhynchus keta (chum salmon), 4629 nucleotides. Its product is annotated as sodium- and chloride-dependent GABA transporter 2-like. Gene Ontology annotation, cellular component: membrane. Gene Ontology annotation, biological process: sodium ion transmembrane transport. The record is from RefSeq and is a predicted model, not a curated record. Lineage: Eukaryota; Metazoa; Chordata; Actinopteri; Salmoniformes; Salmonidae. The transcript has 15 exons. Bases 797 to 2767 code for a protein of 656 amino acids.